Molecule: messenger RNA, 1314 nt
Organism: Phodopus roborovskii (desert hamster)
Lineage: Eukaryota; Metazoa; Chordata; Mammalia; Rodentia; Cricetidae
Gene: Fam174a
Product: family with sequence similarity 174 member A
Exons: 3
Coding region: 139-711 (190 amino acids)
Source: RefSeq, a predicted model, not a curated record
UCUCCGCCGCCUGCCGCGCGGGCCCUCGGCCGGGGAGUCGCUCGGCGCUAGGCCGGUUCCGGCGCGCCCAUGGUCGGCGCUGCGGACCGGGAGGCUGGCCCGGCGGCUGCGGCGUGCUGAGAGGGCGGCGUGGGGACGAUGCGGGCCCCGCGCGGCCGCUCCGGGCCCGGCCGCCUCCUGGCCCCGGCCUUCUUCCUGCUGAUGCUGCCCGCGCUGGACGCGUCCCCGGCGGUGCCGUCCACGACGGCCAGGGCGGCGCCCGCGUUCGGGCCUCCCGAGCCCGGGCCGCGCACGCAGUCCCCGCUGCCUCCCGGCCCCACCGCGGCCCAGACCCGGGCCCGAGCUCAGGCUGAAGCCGCCGCACCCCGAGGCGCCGAGGGCCGCAAUGGCAGCAGCCCCGCGGCGGGGUCUGAGGCCGAUGGCCUCGGAGGGCAGGCCGGGGAAGGCUCCGUGGGUGGCAGCUUGGCGGUGAGCCCCAACCCCGGCGACAAGCCCAUGACCCAGCGGGCCCUGACCGUGCUGGUGGUGGUGAGCGGCGCCGUGCUGGUGUACUUCGUGGUCAGGACCGUCAGGAUGAGAAGAAGAAAUCGCAAAACUAGGAGAUACGGAGUUCUGGACACUAACAUAGAAAACAUGGAAUUGACUCCUCUAGAGCAAGAUGAUGAGGAUGAUGACAACACACUGUUUGAUGCCAAUCAUCCUAGAAGGUGAGAGUGUGCCUUUCAUGAGAAGACUUCAUAUUUCUACUGAGAACAGAUUUCUAUGUCUAAGGAAUAAGAAGCCACUCUAUCGAGGGGGGGGGCGGGAUUUAAGUUGCAUACAUUAUGACAUCUUUUAAUUUGUUGUUGCUGCAAUAAAUACUGUAUCAUUUUGUUAUAUCUUUGUAUAUUUGGAACGGCUCUGGUACUGGGCUCCAUGGUGUUAGGGACAGACAGUACUGCACAGGAUUUUCCAUUUGAAGAUUAUUUUAACGUGGUGUUUACUGAGGAGCUUGUCCCUUCCUUUCACCAUAUUCGUAUAACUUGUUUUCUUUUAAGUACUAAUCAAUUGUUGUUAAUUAUUUUUGUCAGUGUCAUAAUUUAAAGAACUAUAAGCCUCAACUAAAUGGUAUGAAAUAAUAAUUAAAAUUCUACUUUACUAAAAAUGUCCCAUUUUUGUGGGGAAAAAGCCAAAUUUGUUAUGUUAUUUUUGAGUUUUUAAAGAGUAGAAAUUGUCUGUGCUAUUGUAUGCAAAAGAAUAAAUGUAAUUUAAAAUUAUUUAAGUGGUACAGACAGGAUCUGUUUACAAAAUAAACCUUGCAUUGUUAUAUAUUAA